GGAAGUUGAGAAAAGCAGGGAAAGAGUUAUAGUAGCCCAAAUGAGAAAAGCAGGGAAAGAACUACAGAUGCCCAAAUGGGAAAAGCAGGGAAAGAGCUACGGAUGCCCAAAAGAGAAAAGCAGGGAAAGAGCUACAGACGCCCAAAAGAGAAAAGCAGGGAAAGAGCUACAGAUGCCCAAUAGAGAAAAGCAGAGAAAGAGCUACAGACUCCCAAAUUGCAGGGAGAGCUACAGACACCCAAAAGAGAAAAGCAGGGAAAGAGCUACAGACUCCCAAAAGAGAAAAGCAGGGAAAGAGCUACAGACGUCCAAAAGAGAAAAGCAGAGAAAGAGCUACAGACGCCCAAAAGAGAAAAGCAGGGAAAGAGCUACAGACGUCCAAAAGAGAAAAGCAGAGAAAGAGCUACAGACUCCCAAAUUGCAGGGAAAGAGCUACAGACACCCAAAUGAGAAAAGCAAGAAAAGAGGUACAGAUGCCCAAAUGAGAAAAGCAAGGAAAGAGCUACAGACUCCCAAAUUGCAGGGAAAGAGCUACAGACACCCAAAUGAGAAAAGCAAGAAAAGAGCUACAGACACCCAAAUGAGAAAAGCAAGGAAAGAGCUACAGACGCCCAAAAGAGAAAAGCAGAGAAAGAGCUACAGACUCCCAAAUUGCAGGGAGAGAGCUACAGACACCCAAAAGAGAAAAGCAGGGAAAGAGCUACAGACUCCCAAAUUGCAGGGAAAGAGCUACAGACACCCAAAUGAGAAAAGCAAGAAAAGAGGUACAGACGCCCAAAUGAGAAAAGCAAGGAAAGAGCUACAGACGCCCAAAAGAGAAAAGCAGGGAAAGAGCUACAGAUGCCCAAAAGAGAAAAGCAGAGAAAGAGCUACAGACGCCCAAAAGAGAAAAGCAGGGAAAGAGCUACAGACGUCCAAAAGAGAAAAGCAGAGAAAGAGCUACAGACUCCCAAAUUGCAGGGAAAGAGCUACAGACACCCAAAUGAGAAAAGCAAGAAAAGAGCUACAGACACCCAAAUGAGAAAAGCAAGGAAAGAGCUACAGACGCCCAAAUGAGAAAAGCAAGGAAAGAGCUACAGACGCCCAAAAGAGAAAAGCAGAGAAAGAGCUACAGACUCCCAAAUUGCAGGGAAAGAGCUACAGACACCCAAAUGAGAAAAGCAAGGAAAGAGCUACAGACACCCAAAAGAGAAAAGCAGGGAAAGAGCUACAGAUGCCCAAAAGAGAAAAGCAGAGAAAGAGCUACAGACUCCCAAAUUGUAGGGAAAGAGCUACAGACACCCAAAUGAGAAAAGCAAAG
Molecule: messenger RNA, 1300 nt
Organism: Antechinus flavipes (yellow-footed antechinus)
Lineage: Eukaryota; Metazoa; Chordata; Mammalia; Dasyuromorphia; Dasyuridae
Product: RNA-binding protein 25-like
Exons: 6
Coding region: 41-1021 (326 amino acids)
Source: RefSeq, a predicted model, not a curated record